AUGGAGAUGAAGCUUGAAAAUGCUAUUUUCGACCACAGCCACAGGCCUCACACCGACGGUCUCGAAACGUUGCGAUAUUUCAACGCACUACUCUACCGACAUGCGCGACGCAUCAAGACGACGAUGUCAUCACUCAACAGUACCUGCCACAGCAAAUGGCCUAAAGCAAAAGAGGAGCCGACGAAGCGUGCGCGCGCCGAGGUCGAGCAGGACUUUGUGCACCUGUACGAGCACGCCGAUGCUCUGUACCGGCACUGUCAAGCAGAUAUAACGGUGUUGAUGAACAGUAUGGCUAUUCUGGAGUCGGAGAAGGUAAUCGCGCAGGCUGGGCGUAUGGAGCAAUUAACUCUGUUAGCCUUUUUCUUCGUUCUCAUAUCGUUCGUGUCGUCGUUUUUUAGCAUGAAUAUUCCCUUGUUGGCGAAUCCGCCGAUGUGGUCUUGGUUUAUGGUUAGUGGUAUUAUACCUGUGCCCUCAAUUGGGUUCUAUCUGUUUAAUGAUAAGCUUUCGAAUGCAUGGCAACGUCUUCGGCGGAAAUGGUUCUCCUAGCUUUGAAAUACGAGAAAUAUGGC
Molecule: messenger RNA, 569 nt
Organism: Mollisia scopiformis
Lineage: Eukaryota; Fungi; Ascomycota; Leotiomycetes; Helotiales; Mollisiaceae
Exons: 1
Coding region: 1-546 (181 amino acids)
Biological process (GO): metal ion transport; transmembrane transport
Cellular component (GO): membrane
Molecular function (GO): metal ion transmembrane transporter activity
Source: RefSeq, a predicted model, not a curated record